AUGCCGUUUUUCAUCGCCAACAAAGUGCGGAUUGUUAUGACCUCUUCGUGCCCCAGUCACGGUGGACUUUGGCUUUUCAUUUUAUUCCUUUGUUUCUGGCGCAACACGGAAUCAUCUAAUCAGGGUAAGCGGACAAAUUUUGUUAUUAUUUUAAGAUCACGUGCUUUGAUUUGUUAACUUUUCCUCGUAGAUCAAUUCUAUUGUUCGUGAAGGAGAAGGCUUUCCAAACAUUUAUUCAUUAUCCUGUCUCUUUAGGACACAUAAGUGGAUGUUCGAUAGAAUUAUGAUUUUCUUUUCCCAAAUCUCGGCGAUUCUUCUUCGAGUUGUUACAUAUCUACAUAAGAGGUCCUCACAAAUGUGUACUGUAUUUUCAGUGGAGUGACGUAAGCCAGUUUUGAGCUGUUUAUACUACGAAUCAUAUAUAAUCAUUUGCUACAGUUUUUAAACCGGGAUCAGUGCCCCAACUACAACGUCUAUUAUUUUCUAAUCUGUUAGUUUUAUUUACUGAAAGCCGAAAGAGAUACGGAGCGAAAGUAGUCUUAGUGUUUUGCUUACAGAGUUGCAAAAGACUACUUCAGACCAUCGCAGCUUGGUAAAACGGCUUGUUAUUGUAAAACUUUGUUAUCGGUGAAAGUGUCGAGUAGAUGCAUUAAAAGAAUUAACAGAAAAAAAGAGCUCGUCAAAAACAUUCCCACUGGAACUGAACAACGAAAGAACUGAAUAUUUUCAGUUUUUGACUCGGAUGGUGGAAAUAAAAAGAAAUCUUAUCCUGGAAACCAGACAGCCGCAAAGUGCAAAUUGUAUUGAAAACUGUGUCGGUUUUAGUAAGCGAAUACGCCGUAUUCACAAAUGGCGGACACGCGGGCAAAAACUGGUGCCUAGUUAUGAAAGCGAGGCGUUGGAGGAUAAACAAAAAUUGCAAAUGAAGACUUUCAGUGAACUUACAGAGUAUUUAGCACGGAUUCCACCUAAAAUAACUUUGUACGGACUUCUUUUUAAAUACAAUUACGUGGGAUGUCUUCUGCCUUUAAUGUUUAGUAGUGAUUUGCUGUUUGCAAUCAAAAGGGACGCGUAUAUCUUCAAGGAAACAGGAUGAUUUUGUAGGUUUCAUGGACGAUCGCCGGAGAAAAGCGGCAAACAUGUUGGCCCAAACUUCACAUUGAAACCGAGUACGAAAGCCAGCUCACUGCAAUUCGGUGAAACAGAAAUAUUAACAAAUCUUGGUGGCAAGGAAAAAAGAAAUAAGCGACAGAUAUAUGGCCUACUUGUUAACGCAAGAGACGUCUGCCGUUGAACUGAAACACAUGGAAAAAAGGAAGACAGGAAAGAAGAGGUGACUGAGGUUUCGAUGAAGUUAUGUUUGGUUUUUGUUUGCCAGGACGUUAUUCUCUGGUCUUUAUCGAUGAAGGACAUCAAUUAGAACUAUUUUUUUAGUAUAAAUGCAGGAGCGAUCGAGUGGAGUACGCUCAAAAUUUCAACAUGUUACUCGGCAGACUCGAUAAGCCGGCCAUAUAUCAUUUCAGCGAGAAAUUUCGUAUUUCUUAUCUUUGGCUGUUAAAACUUUUAACUUAAUGUUUCAUAAUAUUUUAAAGUUGAAGAAUACAUAAAUAAAUAAAAUGAUGGUCUUCUUAAACGGAUCCAGACUCGAAUUUUAUUAUUCGAAACAGAAGCUUGCAGUGUUCAUUCCUGACACAAACAUUGCCUUAAAAGUUUAACCUAGUAAAAUGUAAGCUUUAUACUACUUUUUUACCAAGAGCUCUCUGAGAUAAUGCCCUAAAGGAGACCAGGCAAAUAGCAAGCCAUAAGAUUCACACAGUACAGCUUCUAAUUUUAAUAAAAUAAUUUUUAAUUAUUUCGCAAUGACAAAGAAAUCAUGAGAUUUUUACUAAGCUCUGCCAACAUACCUCAGUAACAAUUCACUCCAAAGCGACGGAAUUAAUAUGAUCCAAAGGAAGUUGUAAAUGCAGAAAUACAUAUAUACAUAGAUAUGUAUAAAAUGACACUGACACGAAUAAAUGAGCCUUGUGAAUGAAUCUUUCACCCGCUCUCGACUUGACCUGUUUUGUGUAAUGGCGGAGGUCUCUUCCGUUAACAAGUAGGCCAUAUAUCCGUCGCCUAUUUCUCUUUUUCUCGCCACCAAUAUCUGUUUUUAUUUCCGUUUUACAGAAUUGUAGUGAUCUGGCUUUCGUACUCGGUUUCAAUGUGAAGUUUGGGCCAACAUUUUGCCGCUUUUCUCCAGCCAUAGCCCACUUGUCAAGCUUCUGAUGCUUCGGAAACCUACAAAAUCAUCCUGUUUCCUUGAAGAUAUAACGUCCCUUUUGAUUGCAAACAGCAAAUCACUACUAAACUUUGAAGGCAGAAGACACCCCACAUAAUUGUAUUUAAAAAGAAGUCCGUACAAAGUUAUUUUAGGUGGAAUCCGCGAUUAACACUCUGCAAGUUCACUGGAAGUCUUCAUUUGCAAUUUUUGUUUAUCCUCCAACGCCUCACUUUCAUGACUAGGCACCAGUUUUUUCCCGCGUGUCCGCCAUUUGAGAAUACGGUGUAUACGGAUUGUUAUUUACGGUCUAGACAGUGAGCCAGACUGUUUUGUUCUCAUUACUCAUUUUCAAAAGGUUAUACAGCCAUAGAUUUGCACUGUGGUCAUUAUAACACAACGAGGAAGGAAGAAAAGUUAUAGAAAAAUAUAUCGAGUCUAAUGCAAUAUAAAACAUAACAACUGAAAUGCCUGCAACCUACUGAACACCCGCCCCUACCCCUUAUCCUGCUUUUUAGUUAUUAACGACCACAGCCUUGGGACUGAAAUACAACUCACAAUUUUUUCAAUACAACUAGAUUGUGUCUUAAUCAUUAAACUGAUUUUAGUGGAUUUUAGUGAACAGUACUGUUAACCCUACAAGAGAGAUUUUAAAAUUACAAAUGUGAGCUUAAUAAUUGGCCUCAACAUACUCCCUCCCCUAGAUUCCCCAGCCCUUUUUAUCUUAGGGAGUUUUUUGAAACCUUUUUUCGAACCAUAAAGUAUCACUAGUUUCUUUUAUAGCAGACAGUAAAUACAGAAUUUUAUUGCAGUUUACGAAACAGAAUGCAAAUUUUCAAAAAAAUUAUUCAACUAUUCUAGACAAAAAAUGUUUUCUAAUAUGCCACCAUCCAAUGAGAUAACUGCGAUAAUAGAACAUAACAAAAGGUGGGAUCCUCGGCACAAGAAAAAUGCGGUGCCACCGUUGAAAUACAAACAUUGAUCGCUGACAGAAAACGUUGGUCGUGACUCUUGUCAAAACAAAGACAAUAGUUAAUACAAUAUACAAACUGGUUUUCAAAAUCAAGCGACAGCUAUGCCAGCAAUACUGGUGAAUUUUAAGUGAAUUAGGUAGCUAUUUGUUCACAAGUUUGUCCAACAAACUCAUCAGUGAUUUAGUUUGGUCUUGUUGCUGUCUCAACAUCAGUUGUUGUGACGCCAAGAGUUGCUGUUGCUGCUGUUGUUGUUGUUCUUGCAUUUGCCGCAUCAUUUCACUUUGAUUCGGACCUUCUAUCCACAGCAAAGACAGGCUUGGGACAGGUAUUCAAAGUGUUGGCUACUCUAUCCCAAAUUUCGCUUCUUUGCGACGAACCCUUUCUUGUUUUGAACGGAUUCUCGGAAACAACCUCUCUGCAUAACAGGACAUCGUGCUCGCUUGUCCAGUACAUCACAUUACUGCGUGAAAAAAAAAAACAGUCUGUUUUAGUUUGUUUUCAAUGAAGAACAUAAAUAUAAAAUUUAAACUAACUUUAAUCUUACAUUUAAGCAGGACAGGAAAUUGAAUCUUCUAAUAAACUAAAUUGGACUUACUUGCCAGUUUUCGACUUUGGUAUCGAACUCGGCGGGUCUGCGUGUUGUCCAUUCAUCAUAGCGGUAACCAAUUGACCUGCAGUAAAAGGCCAAUUAAAAUGUUUGUUUGGUAUUUUUUUACGAUAAAUAACAUUUUUAUGGACUUAGAAAAACAGUUUUGCCUUCAAGGUAGCAAAAGAAAAUUUAAUUCUAGGUCAAAUUCAGUAGAAACUACUCACGUUUUCUGGAAACGCUGCAAGUGCCAACCUCGUGUUCUGAACGUGAAGAAGACGCGUUGCAGUUUAGCGCCAAGCAUGCGCAGUGAAGCACUUUAUGAGCAAAUUACUUCCGGUGACGUUUCAGGCUGCGUCGCGUUCUGGUUCGUAAAGUCCCCUAUCACGCUGGCGCUUCUCGCCAUGCAAAACCAAUUUUUGAGAAAAAAACCGACCGUUUUGCAGUCUAGAAAUUUUAACGGAUAUAGAGUUAUUUAUCAUUAUUAUUAUUUAUUAUUAUUAUUAUUAUUAUUAUUAUUAUUAUAAGCCGAUCACCAUGAGUAAUGGUAACCUAUAGAUGCGAGAAAUUUUAGAGAGCAGAUGACCUUCCUUAAGUCCGUCUACCCACCCCCUACAUGUAAGUCAGUGACAAAUGUCACAUUUUCUUCCAGCACCAUAAAAUACAUGGAAAAUGACAAUAACCUAACAGUUAUAUACAUCCUUGUGAAAAAUGAAUUGACAGCUGUGAGAGCCGAGUCUAGUUUUCGACGGAAUUUUAAUGUCUACAAACAGAGCUAGGUAGAGCUAGGGCGAGAAAAAAAAAAACAAAGGAGACGAAUUUCGUGGGAAGGAAAACCUGAAAAUUUUAAGAUGGGGAUAAAAAUAUUAAAAAUGCUAGCGGCCACAAAGAAGAAAAUGAGCGGCAGUGCAAAAAAAAAAAAAAAAAAAGAAGCAAACAGGUAGACAUACGACAAUAGAGAGUUAAAGCUUCUCAUGUACGGCAAACGUCAGAUUCAGGUGCGUCAGAUUCAAGUUAGCGUAUGUCCUAUAGUUCAAGGGUUAUGAAUAGUUAAUAAUCAUUAUUAAUAAACCUCGGAUCAGGGUGGCAUUUAAUUUGUUCAGGAUAUCUAUCGUAUCGGUAAUUUUUUUUUACUUUCGGAGGGUGAUUAUUUUCGGGGGGAUCGCUACUUUCGGGAUUUGCUAAUACCUGUGACAUUUUAUCGCUACUUUUGGAGGUUCGCUACUUCCGAGGGGUUUGUUACUUUUGAGACUUUACGGAAUAAGUAUAUUAACGAGAACUUUGCUUUUAGCCCUAGCUAAAUCUAUACGUUAUUAUGUAGAUACUCUCAGUGUUCAACUGGCAACCAGUUCCCGGUACAAGUCACAUUCUGCAACCUUAGUAGUCGAGAACCCGUCGGUGCAUUCGUACUGAUCCCAUAAGAGGGUAGUUUUUUGAAUCUGAGCCACAUCAAGAUUAUCAAGAUUCGCCCUAACGUUUUCAAGAUGCCCAACUAAUCCUUUUGAGAUUGUCCUAAGUGCCCGACAACAAUAGGCACAACUCUUGUUUUGACCGUCCAUAGUUUUCAAUUCUUUUGCCAGGCAUCCCCUGGUACAGCUACAUCAAUAAUUUGUUGUUUAUCUACUACAGCACAGCCAGGUCAGGUCUAUUGUGUUUUAGUAAAGUCCAGCUAGUGGUCUUUGAUCAAUGCUGCGUUCUGAUUGGUUGAGCUACUACUAGGCUAUAUGUUAUAGCCCACUAGUAUCGAAAAGCGCCGGCUUUGAAAACCAGUACAAUGGCGGCUGAAUCGCGUUUUGCUAGGCUAAAGUUGUUUUGUCUCGAUAUUUUUGACCAACUAUUUGGAUUUUAUGAAAAUAAUUAUUCCUCUCGCCCUCACGGCCUCUGAGUCAAUAGCCCAUUCGGCCUUCGGCCUUAUGGGCUGUUGGCUCAGAGCCCAUUCGGGCUCGAGGAAUAAUUGUUAAUAAGCUGGUGAUCAGUCUGUAUGCUAAAAUCCCAAAGGAUUUUGACUUCCUCGGACUCUCGAACUUUUCCAGAGAAAUGCUCAUACCACUUGUCAGCAACUUUUAAUCCGUGCUUUCUGCACAGGCACCAAUGGAGAGCUUUUGCAACACUAUCAUGCCUACAAUCGUGGACAAAACUGUUGAGAAAAUUGCAUACUUGGGGGGCAUUUUUUUAGACUUCGUAGCCGACCGAUUCUUCCCUUCCCCCCUCCCCCCUGGAAGCAGUGUUGUUGGGUCUUCAAAGGAAAGCCGGAUCUCUAAGCAUUUGGCAUUUGUAGGAAGCAACUUUGAACUGGGGGAGGGAGUUUUCUUCACGCAAAGCCGUUGAUUUGGAAAUAGUUUUGUUGCGUUAGGUAGUGCGCAUUAAUGAAAACAUUUUCUCAAGUAGUUUUGUCCAGGAUUGUAGAUCUUUUAAAAUGUUCUCUCUGAGCCAACACUGGACAUUCACAAACUUUGUGGCUUGCUGAUUCCUCCGCACUCUUGCGCAACCUGCAUUUUGAGCAGACAGUCUGUUUUCCAAUCUUUGCUUUUACUGCAUUGGUUGGCAAUGUCUGGUCCUGGGCCGCUGCUAACAAUCCUUUGUCUCCUUCUUAAAUUCUUCUUUAACCACGUCCAAGAGAGAUUACUUGUCACACCCUCUGCAUGCCUUAAAAACUGACCAUGCAAUGGUUUUUCCUUCCAGUCCGCCAUUCUCUCUUCAUUUCUUUGUUACUUAUACUGCAAAGGGUCACUUUCAGCUUUAGGCUUCAAAAUGUGGCAGGUAGCUUUCAGCAGCAUUUUCUGACUCUGCGGAACAUAUUGAUUCAAACUCAACUGUUCCAUGGUGACAAUCCGCUGCACUAAUCAACCCUCAUCCAUCUUCCUUCCUCGGCAAGUAGUUUCUACUUGUAUUUGCUCGAAGGUUUAGAGCACCAUAGAUUUUGACAAUUUUCUUGUCUUUUUUGUCUUGUCUUGAGAAAACAUAUUAUUAUUAUUAUUAUUAUUAUUAUUAUUAUUACUAUUAUUAUUAUUAUUAUCAUCAUCAUCAUCAUCAUCAUCAUCGUCAUCCUCAUUAAACACAGCUUCUGGAUGGCUUGCUGGAGUCUUCCUUAAACAUCAAGUCACCGCCUGUGACCUUAGGUCUCCAAGACUUUGCGAAGGAUUCAUGCUGCACCCAGUAAGCAUGCUCUCUACAAUGAUUCCAAACGACAUGUGAUACCAGUCACUCCUCACCAUUUUUCUAUAUCUUUCGAGAUAGUUCCUAAUGCACCAAUUAUGAUUGGCACCGAAGUUACUCUGGGCAAUUUCCAGAUCCGUUUCAACUCCCGCUUCAUGGCUUGGUAGUUCUCAAUUUUCUCGUUCUCUAUUAUUAUUAUUAUUAUUAUUAUUGUUAUUAUUAAUAUUAUUAUUAUUAUUUCUAACCAUUCAUGUCAUUUUGUCCUUCCUAGGUUUGUGUCUUCAAGGAACAUUUUUAAAGGGGACAUAUUGUGUACCCAAUUGCGGUCCUGGUUACUAUGGUAACAAUGUUACCAGGACAUGCCGGAAGUGCGACCCGAGCUGUAAAACCUGCCUUGAUGGUGAUGGGCCGAAGAAAUGUUCUAGCUGUAAUCCUCCGUUACAUAUUCAAGGUAAGAGCUAUGAGAUAUGUUGGAGUAUCCAGAUCAUUUUAUUCCCGUAUCCACUUUUUUUGACCUUUACAUUUCUUUCCUGAUCAGGACCAAGCGCAGUCUGUCGAUAAAACGAUAUUCGACAACAAUCGCCGACAAUCGUUUGCGACACCAAUCGAAAUCGAUAAAGAAAAGAGUUUUGACUUCGAUUAAUAUCUAUUUCCGAUAGAAAUCGACAAUGAUUGACUUAUCGAUUGUUAUUGAUUACUACCGAUUGACCACGCCUGGCAAAGAACAGCUGGUACCCGUCAUCCCACUCACUCCUAUCACUGGCUCGUGCUUAAAUGAUGUAUCAGAUUCUAGCAAUCGAAAAGGCUGUGAAAGAAGAGAGUGCCGCAAGAACCUCAACUCUCGUCAAAGCACCUGAAUUCGGGUAACUCUAACAUGAAAUCAGGCUCUGUUUUCGUUUUGCUUUACAAAAACUUCCGUCGGCAAGCGGGCAAAAUUUCAGCGCGGUCACCUCCUUCCUCUCAUUUUUGCCUCGUCGUGAGAGACCUCUGCUAGCAGGGAACCUCAGAGAGAGAGAGAGUCGCUUAAAAUUAGCCCUCCGAGCAGGCUCACUUUAGCGAGUUUGGGAAGCGAAGCUCGCGAGAAGAAUUUUUCCUCGCCCCAUUCUUCUGACAGGCUUCUUCGGCUUUUGCUGGUUACUCCACCACUAUUUUUUCUCGAACUCGCACAAGUGUGCCUGUUCACCUAAUAAAUUUUGUUUUUUGAAGCUUUCAUGGGUUCUGCUGCAAUGAUUAAUAGCAAAGUAGCUGUUCUGGUGUUAGUAACGAAGAAAGUUUGUUUGGCGUUUAAUUUCCAUGACACCUUCACAAUAUCAGCAAGUUUGUAAACAUAAGCGGUUUUAAAAGAAAUAACUUCUCCAGCAUUCCGCAUAUUACGAUAACGUUUCCUACUCAUCAGGAACUUCUUGUGUUGAAUCGUGUGGUAACCAGCGAUCUAAAGGAAGCCCUUACAUCCAAUUAAGACUCGUGGGUGGCAAAAAUCAUUUUGAAGGCCGCGUCGAAGUUUACCAUGAUAACAAGUGGGGGACCAUUUGUGAUGACUCUUGGGAUAUUAACGACGCAAAGGUUGUCUGUAGGGAGCUGUUGCUUGGAGACGCCCAGGAAGCUGUAAAGUUUGGGAGACUGGGAACAGGCUUGGAACGUCAGCCUAUCUGGCUUACGGAGGUUAGAUAUCUGUGCUCGGAAUGUACAAUUUCCAUAUUUUUAAGCGUCGAAAAGGCAGUUUAAUCCAUAGGUAUCCCUUAUUCAAAUGCGAUGGGUCUGUAAUAAAAAAGGGUGUGAAAACGUUUGCUAAUGAACAAUAGGCUACCUUGGGUGCUAGAUACUUGGGGGCCUGGUCAGUGGUUUCGGUCAUGUGCCCCCGCGGCUUAGCCUGAGAAAACAGUCGACAUUUUGCCAUGCCACCACUGGUUUCUCCUUCGAAAUGACACCUGAGCAAAGAGCGCCGAGAUAGACCUAUAUCAAUAUAUUAACAUUCCUAUUAGGCGGUACUAGGCUCGAUUUCCGCCGCUCUCACGGUCCGGGCUUAUUUCCCUAACAUUGGCUGGUAAUAGAGCCUACAUUCCUGUUUGGCUGCGAGGCGUAGGGGAAUAAAACAAAAGAAGCAUUAAAAAGAAGCAAUGAAUAAGACAUUUCUUUUGUUUUAUUCCCUCAAGCCUCGGAACCAAGUAUAAAUUUUAUUAGUAAAAUCCAACUAAGCGGUCUAUUAUCAAUUCUGCGUUCUGAUUGGUUGAGCUACUACUGGGCUAUAUAUUAUAGCCCACUAGUAGCGAAAAGUGCGGGCUUUUAGGCAGCAAAAAAGGAUUAAAGUCCAGCUUUAACUACCUUAAAUUUUUUUAUUCUCGAUAUUUUUUACCAACUAGCUGGCCUUCGGCCUCAUGGGCUAUUGACUCAGAGCCCAUUCGGGCUCGAGGAAUAAUUGUUAAAUAUAUCGAAAUUGGUCCAUGCCAUACUGAUGACGUGUCACCACCCAGAUUUGGGUAGUACUUUUGGUUGAAGCAAAUUUCCUACCCGGCACGACCAAUCAGAAGCACUACCCAGAUCCGGGUAGUGACGUUUCAUCAGUAAGGAAUUUCUGCGCUCGUUUCUGUCAUUUCGCGGGGAAACCAGUGGUGGAGUCACGAAUUAUCGGCCGUUUUCUCAGACUACUUGCGGCUUCGCCGCUCGUGGCUUCUGUUGGCCCACAGGCGAUACUGAAGCAUCCCACCAUACGCGAGGAAAAAACCCCUGGCACCCAGGGUAACUGAAGUUCUCGACUAUCCGUGUAGGUUUUCUUAAUCAGACGUACUACCGAUCAGUGCGCUUUUACCUUUUUCUAUUCACUUACUUCACCUAAAUAUGUUGACAGGAGCUAACAGCUUAUAGGACUUUGAUAAUGCGCAAGAAUGCAGUGCCAGUCUUUAUUAGUUCCUUAAAGAUCCAAAGUAUUGACACCCCCAUUUUGGGUAGCUGCGUUCUUGGUAUUGUUAACAUUUUGCAAAGUCCUAAAAAAUACGCUGGCCAAUACUCACAACACAAAUGAGUUUGACCAGAUGUAGUAGAGUAUGACUUUGGCAGAAACUCCAGCGACAUAUUUCAAAGUGCAUUUUCUCGUGCUACGUAUAUUUGAUAACUCCAUUUCCGUUCAUGUUGUUUGCAGUGAUCGAUUCAUUUGUUGGGGCAAGGCGUUGAAGUUUUUUCGUUGAGUUCGGGUUCUUUUUUAAAUAAAUUGUUAUUAAUAUUAUUAUUAUUUAUUGUUAUUAAAUUUUAAGAUUAUGGUAAAUUCUCGUCUUCAUUUGCCUUUUCCUCAGCAAAUUCGAUCGGGAUAAAACAGGAUGUUCGUCUAGCAGAAGUAUUUCAAAUAUCAAUGGUCAUCCGCGGGGUUGUAUUUUUGCUGUUCCUUCCCAGGGCUUUUUUAAUAGUUUCGCUGCUUCAACAGAGACUUUGUUUGCAGUGAUUUAUUGAUAAUGUUUCUUCUUUUCGAAAAUUCUUUUUCCGCAGGUAAACUGCACGGGAAAUGAAGCGCGACUUGAACAUUGCGAGCACCCUACCUGGGGUACGCAUGCGUGCGGGCAUUUUGAGGAUGCCGGCGUGCGCUGCACCGGGCCUGAUACGACAAGAGAAUGUGUAGAUUCGUGCGGCGAGGGGUACUUUGAAGUGAAGGACACCUUGGAGUGCGGUGUCUGUUUGGCGUCAUGUUUAACUUGUGCUUAUUCCAGGACGAAUUGUACCUCCUGCAUUAAACCACGAUUCUUAAAAGGUGAGGUGACACUUAUAAUGCUCCUGAUUGUCACGUGGCUAGUGUGCGCCUGUUAAGCCCCCCAGCCCAGGGGGGCCUAAUAGAGGAUUUACGGCAUGUGAAGUUGGGAGUAGGGUAUGUUCAAGUUGGGAUUCGAGUUCUUGUUCGAGUUCAAGUUUGAUUUCGAGUUGGACAUCGAGUUAGACUUAUUAUAACAUGAGUUAUAAGACGUAAGAGCCUACCGACGCUUUUUUUCUAUGUUUUAUUAUAUUUCACCAUUAUCAUUAUUAUUUUUAAAUAGUUUAAAUCGAAGUCUAACUCGAAGUUCAACUCGCGCGAAGUCCAACUCGAACUCGAAUCCAAACUCGAUUUUUCGGAAUUCCCUGUGAAGUUCGGCGACUGAAACAACGCCGGUCCAAGGCCGUUGUUAGGGACCUUACGAUCCGUCAACGGCGACGCCAGUGAAAUGUAGCUGAAAAAUGGAGUUCGCGUCCUUUGAAUCUUUUUCUCCCUUUCACUUUUAAGUCACCCAAUUACUUGAUGAUAGGGAAGUAACGUUGGAACUAAAGAGAGGGGACCGCGUCCGAGUUCAGAGAGAGCUAGUAAAAUUUAUCGCCUUGCCGUUCCCGUUCUCAAAUCAGCUCAAAAUUUGGUCAUUUCACGUCGCAGUUUUGAAAGGACGGCAAAGCAAUGUACAAAAAAGCGUGCAGAGUUGUUGUUUUGCUUAUAAAAUUAACCUAUUGUGUUUUUGACGUCCUCGUUGCCGUUUGCCGUUGCCGUUGCCGUCGUAGUUUCGUAAGGUCCCUACUCCCGGCUGAGCCAGGUGUUAAGAACGGCUAAACCGAUCCAACGCCGUACUUCACUUCAAUGAAUUCGGUGCGGCUCAUGUGAAGUACAGUGUCUUAACCUUGCCUAAGUGUUAAAUCGAACCAUUCCUUUGCAUUUGUUAAUUGCAAACUGAUAUAUUUAACCUCAUAUCGUUGUCCAGGAAACGCGUGCAAGACUUACUGUGGAGAUGGUUUCUAUGGUGAUCUUACCGACCGCAAGUGCAAAGCAUGUGAUCCCGGAUGUCGCACCUGCGCAGAUGGGACUUCUCCUAAUGUUUGCACAAGUUGUCGUGAUGACCGAUACCUGAAUGGAACAAAAUGCGUAGUGAGUUGCGCGCCUAACCAUGUCGCCCAGACGCGGCGUGUACGUCUGGCGGGAAACAGGCCGACGCAUCUGGAGGGCCGCGUUGAAGUGUUUCGUUUUGGAUCUUGGUUUACAGUCUGCGACCAAACGUUUGAUUUCCGCGAGGCUUCGGUUGUUUGUCGCGAGCUGGGCUUGGGCGCGGCUAUCAAAGCCGUCAAGAGAGCUGCCUAUGGUUCAGGGUACGGGCGUGUGUGGACAGACAUUCUUGGCUGUACCGGCAGAGAAAGCUCAAUCUUCGACUGCCCUUUGGUGAGGCGAAGCUACAGUUCACUUUGCUACCAUAGUAACGACGUAGGAGUUAAGUGUGCUGGACCCAUAACAAAGCACAUUAGUAACCGUUGCGUGAAAACAUGCGAUCCUGGCUGGUUCAAAAAUGACAGGACUGACGUUUGUGCCACGUGUGCCACGCAAUGCCUGGAAUGCAUGGGAAGUAGCUACCGCUGUACAAAGUGUGCGGCGCCGAAAUUUUUAAAAGGCAUCACGUGCGUGGAUAAGUGUGCCGAUGAUGAAUACGGGGACAUACCCACGCGUCUAUGCAAAAAGUGUGACACGGCCAUAUGCGUGACCUGUAGCGACGGCUUUAAUGACAAAAACUGUACUUCGUGUAAAGAACCUAAAGCGCUUAAAAACGGCCGAUGCGAGGACAGUUGUGAGCCUAUGUUUAGAAAAAACGGCCGUUGCGUUGAGGACUGUGGCUUGUCGAUGUACAAGAACAGCGAAAACUAUACAUGUCUGCCAUGCCCCGGUGACUGCAUCAGUUGUGAGUAUAGUAGCUCAACGCAGAAACCCGUAUGUACCGUUUGUAAGCCACCUAAGGUCUAUGAUGACGCACAUAAGGAGUGUGUCGCUAACUGCUCUGGAGGAAGGUAUGCUGUUCCGGUUUCAAAUUUCACAGGACAGGCCACCCGGCCCAACAUAAGGCUGUCAAACGGUAGGGAUUAUUUGGAGGGGUUGCUGGAAGUUUAUCACGACGGCGUUUGGGGGACGGUCUGUGAUGACGGUUGGGACUCGGCGGAAAUAACCGUUGUUUGUAGAGAACUGUCUUUAGGGAGAGCGGUAACCAACGUUCCUCUUAGCCAUAUCAAAAAGGGAACUGGUAAGCUAUGGCUCGAUGAUGUGUUUUGCGUUGGGACUGAGGAUUCUCUUAUGAAAUGCCGUCAUCGCCCUUGGGGUCAAUCCAACUGCGAACAUAACGAAGAUGUGGUUCUUCGUUGCACGGGUCCAGGUGUGCGCAUGUGCAAAAGCAAGUGCCCCGAGGGAUUUUUUUCAAAAGGAACUUCAUGCAUGAAAUGCAACUCGUCGUGCGCCUCUUGCAACGGUACUGCAAGUUUGUGUACUAAGUGUGCGCCGGGCUACUUUAAAAAGAAUGAUACGUGUGUCAAAGAUUGCGGUGUCGGGUUUUACUUGGAUAGAGUUUGUAAACAUUGUGAUUCGGUAUGUGCUGACUGUGAAUUAAGGGCUGAUAACUGCACCUCAUGCGCGUCACCAUUCUACAGGGAGGGAACAAAGUGCGUUGCAAAUUGUUCUGGUUUUAAGCCUUCUUCUGUCCCGCUGCUUCGUCUUGUUGGUAGCCAAAGGCCAACCGAGGGGAGAGUUGAGGUAAGCGGAGAUAACUUUCUUUGGUCUAUUUUAAGCAGGGAAGCUGUGCAGUUUGCACUGAUUCGCGAACAUUCUAAGAAUGCUUUCUUUAACAAUCAGAUAAUAUUAUAUGAUCGUUUCAGAAAAGAAACAUUAUGUUCUGAAUGAUCACUGUUCUGAAUAUGUAUACAGCUGAUGCUGAUAUAAACUUUGCGUCCUUUUUCACUAGCUAACUAAUUUUUCUUACAAAUAUGACAAGAAACAGUGAUUAAAUCAGUGAAGUUACGUGUGCUUUGAGACUUCUAAUAAUCUCGAACCUAUCUGUUCGAGAUUUUCGUAGGAAGGCUAAUGCCCAGGAAAGAGAGCACCCAGUACAAAGAACGUAAAUAGACCAUUUUACAGUUGUGGGCUUAGUAUUCUAGCCUUUGAGUAAAGGUGAAGCUGAGGUUGACCUUGUUUUGAUACAAACCUGUUGCUCUAUUUAUGGCAAUUUUGCUUAAAAAAUACUAGUUAGCAGAAGAACAACAUUAUUUCCAAAACAAGGUCAACGGACUCCAGCCUUGUUUUCACCUGUAACUGUAAAAGGGGAUAUUGUAGUUUGAGGUAACAAAUAGAGCCAAAGCCAAGAUUUGAACUAUACACCUAUACAACGGAGCGACCGAAUUCGCACUGUGACCUACACAUUUUCAAAUAUUUGGUUUUCUUUUUUUAAUUUAUUGGCAACUAGUACAAACUUCGUCAUUCCUUAAUCCCUAGCCCUAAUCCGAAACCGUAUUCACGCUUAAGCACGUAGAAGCUAAUUUUCUUACUACCUCAACAGUCCCUCUCUCCAUCUUGAAAAGAUCCCACAAAUAUUAAGCAAUUAUGAAAUUCGAAUAAGGCUAAGUUUGAUCGAAAGAAUUAUGCAGAUUGAAGAGGGUAUAAUCGGCCGGGCGGAUAACACCCUCCAGAAAUUUUGCUAUUUCUUCUUCGGAAAACGGGGCUACCGGAACAACCUGCACUGACACGACGUGGUUAUCAGGGCUUACCGGUUGUCUUCCCUUUUUCUGUGGUGGCUUAUUGACUAUUGACGCCGGUUUAUCGGUUAUCGCAGGCAUUCUCCAAAUUUGCCAACAGUGGCGGGUUCAGUGAAGAACUUACCGGGGGAUUUGAGCCAUUCAGAAGCGGAGAAAAAAAUUGAAUGAAUAGUUAAACGCAUUUUGCUAGCAUUUACUUUCAAAGUGUUCUAUCAAAAGAGCGUCCCUUAUUGCUGUUUACCAGCGUGCAACAGGCUGAUUUAGCAACAGACCGAGAACGUCAUUUGACGACGGGAAAGCGCGCGGAAAGGACUAAACUCUACUUCCGGUGCCCAAUUUGCCGCUCUGCCAUUGGUCAAGCCAGUUGUUUAAUUUGCGCGCGCCGUCGUCAACUGACGUUCCCGUUCUGUUGCUAAAUCAGCCUAAUGUGUCGCGGAAGGAAUGCACUACACCCCGAGGCGUAUUGCCCUCUUCGGAUUAUUUCAUGCACUCCAUCUAGUUUUAAUUAGCUGAACCCUUGUUAAAUGACAGCGUUUUCUAUGCCAGGUUCUUCACAACGGUAAAUAUGGCACAGUCUGCGAUGACUCGUGGGACAUAGUCGAUGCAAAUGUGGUAUGCAGAAUGUUGAACAUGGGGAAUGCUACCAAAGCAGUCGUUAGAGCAGGCUUUGGAGCUGGAAAGGGUGUUGUUUGGCUGGAUGAAUUAAAAUGUCGCGGUGAGUAUAUACUGAUGUCCGUCCGCCGUGUUCUCAGAAGGUCCCAGGCCGCUCGUUUCCACUUCUUACUCUUCCCUUUGUUGGAAGCGAGCGGCCUCGGACUUGCUAAGAAUCGGGCUGGACGUCCGUUGGAUGCAUAAGUAAUUUGAAUAUUUAAUGGUGUAGUUAGCAACUCAAACAUGUUGUCCAGUAGGCAUCCUUGAAGACCUAGUGUCACAUAGUGGCACCUUGGUCUCCGAGAAUGUCCAGUUAGUUGAUAUGUCAUCAAAAUUGUUCUCUGUUAGUUCUGUCUAAACGUUGCGACGUUGAUUUUCGCCAUGAUACACCUUUGUGUCAGUCAUAUGAAUUUUCGGUGAAAAAAAAGAGAGAAAAAAUGACAUUUAACUGUUGGCCCGUUAUUUCGUAAUGGUCGGAUUUCAGUUAAUGUAGUGUUUAUGAACAAAUCUUUUCGAUUCCAAACAUACCAGAGACUUUAAAAACAACUGUAAAUCUUAACCCUCCUGUGGGAAAAUGAAAGAUUCAUUGUUGACAGUAAACCGAGUUCUCCUUUUAGUAAUUCGGUAAGUUGAGAGGGAAAAGUGGAUUACGUGACGCAUCGUUUGAGUCUCUGAUGUGUUCGGGCCCAGCACUUCAUACAUUCUGUUAGUUGUUAGUAAUUAAUACCAUACUUUUAGUGAACUCAGAAAGCUACCUCCCAAAUUUCUACAGGUAACGAGACAUCGCUAAUCGCGUGUCCGCACAAUGGCUGGGGGCAAGAAAACUGCGACCACUCUGAAGAUGCUGGUGUUGUUUGCCAGGGUCCCGAUCGGUCGCGUGACUGUCUGUCCGUUUGCGGCGAAGGGUACUUUAUCAACACCACGGACAACACCUGUGGAAGGUGUAGCCCGAACUGCAAAAAAUGCGUUGGUUCACCAGAAAAUUGCUCGGUUUGCGAGAAUGGUAAAUUCUUAAAUAGAACUGGUAAUACAUUCGACUGCGUGGCCUAUUGCAAAAAGGGUCAAUUUGGGCAUCCCGACACACAGGAAUGCCAGAAGUGCUCAUCGCCGUGCUCUGACUGCGUCGGAAGUUCAAGAAAUUGCACCGAGUGCCCCGCUCACUUGUUUCUUCUGGGCUCCUCCUGUGUUCAAAACUGCAGCAAAGGGCAAGACAAGAUUGUCAGUGGUGUCUCCGACAUAAGGUUGGUUGGCGGUAACAACUUACUAGAGGGCCGUGUGGAAGUAUUGCACAAUGGAGAGUGGGGUACAGUCUGCGAUGAUAACUUCGACAUUCAGGAAGCUAAAGUUAUCUGUCGGCAGCUGAAGAUGGGGGAUGCAGUUGCUCCGUACUCUUCGGCUAAGUUCGGACAGGGUACUGGCAGGAUCUGGAUGGACGACACGCAGUGUGUUGGAAGCGAGAGACGGUUGCAGGACUGUAAAAUGCACCAUGGUACGUAGCUUAUUUUAAUAAUUAAGCCUGCCCUCCCACUCGGAAAAGUUGCUUAAGUCUGAAAAACAAGUAGUACCACGUGAAAGUACUGCUGAAGAGGUUUAAUUUCAGUGAAUGGAAACAGCGUAGGAUUUCACGCACAGACUUAAACGAUAGAACUACAGCCGAACCUCCAUGUGCGACCACCUCUCGUAAGAGACCACCUCCUAUACGCGACUGCCACUCCAAAACAGCAAAAUGUUACAAGUCAAAGCCUUACAGUUGGAACCUCCAGUAAACGACCACCUCCUGUAAGCGACCGCGGCCACUUUUUGGGCCUGACGGUUAAUGAUUGCCCAUUGUUUUUAGCCCCUUAUACGCGACCACUUGAUGCAUUAUCUGAUCUCUAUAUCUUCGCUGUGUGCACUAUGCUACUUGGAAUAUACGAAGAACUUUAGUGACAACAUGGAACUACACAUGUCGUAACUUAGACAUUGCACGCGAUAAAUUAUUUUCCAUAAAGUAGAUGUGCCUGGACCUCUUCUGGGAAGAGGCCCCCUGUGGUUCGAUUCUUGUAAACGACCACCUCCCGUAAGCGACCACUCAGUCUUGGCAUUUUGGGUGGUCGCUUACGGGAGGUUGGACUGUACAUACUAAAUAAAUAGUGCCUUGUGGACGUACUGCUAAAGAGGUUUCAUUCUGUUAUUGCAUUUUAUUGUUUUUGAAUUUGUAGUUGUAUAAUGGUGACAUCAAUUCAAUCUGUUUUCAGGUGGAUUCGGUGCAAAUAACUGCGGUCACUCGGAAGAUGCUGGGGUGAAGUGCUCAGGACCUGACCAAUCAAAGCGAUGCGUGUCGAAGUGUGGCGACGGCUUCUAUGACUACAAGGGCACGUGCAAACGAUGCCUGUCCAAGUGUGGUAGCUGUCACGGCAGACCUGAUUUGUGCUCUCUCUGCAAAAAGCCUUACUUUUUGCAGUUUACUGAUUGCGUAUUACAUUGUCCCCUGGGGAAGUACGGAAAUACAAAGACCCGCAAGUGUGUUCCGUGUAAUAAGCGUUGUCAGUCGUGCUACGACGGUGAGAGGGAUGAUCUGUGCAAAUCUUGCCCUGAAGGCUUGUUCCUAAGUAAGUUUUAUCCUACAAUCUCUGAUAAAAAAGAAAAAAAGCGCGAGGCAAACGCAACAGGGAUAGGAAUAAGAUAUUUUUUCGCGCGCGCCACGCACUCCACAAACACGUCGCGCUGUCCUUCGCUUGCCUGAAAAAGCGAUAAAAUAGCGCUUUUCUACAAGCUAAUUAAGUGGAUGCAAUCCACAAAUCCACUCAAAUGCGUCACGCUAACAUAAAACGUCACGUAAUUUUCGCUCCUUUAGUGGGCCUGAAGUGUGUACCGGACUGUGGAAAAGGCAUGAAGCCAGUCUCCUCCAUGUUUCCACCGAAACCAAAGAAACCUCUAGUGCGUUUGGUAGAUGGUAAAAGUAAACGAGAAGGAAGAGUAGAAGUAUUUUACGCUGGUGAAUGGGGCACUGUGUGUGAUGACGAUUGGGACCUCAAGGAAGCAGCUAUAGUUUGUAAAGAGCUUGGUUUCGGAAAAGCUUUACUGGCCCCGAAGCAUUCAUUCUUUAAGAAAGGUCAGUUCCUAUUUAAAUACACUUAGUCAACGCUUGAGUGUCUUGUUUUACUUUUUGUGUUAAAAGUUUAUUGAUAAAGAUGAAUUGUCAUCGUUCAUAUCACAAGUGGCAUGGACCAAUAAAAUGUGAGUUUCCGGCGGGUUUUGAACACGUGAGCCUGGUACAGGUUCUAGGUUCCUGGGUUCAAAAUAUGGGAUACGAACAGGUUCUCAAGGGUUGGAGGAUCCAUCAGUUCCCGGACAUCUAGUCUUGAAAUACCUCGUCCUUUAGGCCAUGUCUCGAGACGGACACCUCCGUCAGAUAGAAAUAAAGGAGUCCAUUGGAAUCCAUUUGUUUUCCAGUGGAAUCAAAAAGAGCUCUUGGUGGAAUCUAGUGGAGUGUGGACAACUCUUAACAGAUUUGAACAUUAGUGGCUGAAGAUAGAAUAGUCAUUGAAAUAAUUAAUACGUUGUGAUAUUAGAGGUCUUUAGAUUAGAGGAUAGGGGUGACUACUUGGACGAGACUUAACUGAAAAUUUUCUGGCGGUUUUCUUAAGAAAUAGAUACAUUGGAAAGCUUCAUGGGACAUCUUUUUUCACCUAAAACAUGGUUCUUACGGGCCUUAGAAAGUCUUUGAAAAACCAUAAUGUCCUUGACAAGUCUUUCAAAAUUGAAAAAUCAUUGUUGUGGGAUAUCCUUAAGAAGGCCUGGAAUUUUCCACAGAAGUCCUUGUUUUGAAAGCGUCUUGAAUAAAAAUAACCUUUGUGAAAAAAAAGUGUUUUGCGGAAACAAAAGACUGAAAGCACAGAAGUACGCAAAUUUUCUUAGUAAUCAUGAUAGUGUGUUUUCUUAUGAUUUCAAUUUCCCGGCAUAGUUCAUUAUCCGUUGUUUGCAGCGCCUUAGGAACCGUUCCUUCCUGUGGGAAGCGAUUGCAAUAAGCAAUCCCUCCUACACCUAGGAAUUUGAAAGGUCUUUAAUUCAUGUUGUUCUGUGUCAAAUUACAAAAAAAAAUUGUCUUAGUCCUUGAAAAGUCCUUGAUUUUACCCCCCAAGAUUCUAUCUGAACCGCGAAAAAGUUAACCCGGUUAUUUUUCUUGAAGGAGGUUAAGCCCCCUCGAGAUCGCAAAAUGAUAAAACUUUUUUACGCUACUUUGACAUUCUCACUAAGAGCCGUAGUAGAAUGGCGACGGCUAUCACGUCUUCCCGCCAAAAUGACACUGGUUCACGCGCGCGCACUACUCAGUGUUGAGUUCUCGUUCUCGCCUUACAGUCUAAAGGUAACUAUUUUUUCUAAUGUGCAGUGUACGGUUAUUUGUUUUCGUGUUAUAGGAAGUGGUAUCAUCUGGAUGGAUAACGUGAAUUGUUUUGGCUACGAGACCUCCCUCACUCAGUGCCGGCAAGUUGGGUGGGGUCUGGGUAACUGUGAUCCAUUCCACCGUGAGGAUGCUGGUGUUGUUUGUGAUAAUGCAACAGUGGAAGAAGUUAGCAACAACUACUGCAGACACCUCAACCAGGGAUCGUGUUCAGGUUUAAAGGUAAUUAAACUGACCAACACGGUUUUGUAAUCGCUCUUUAGGCGAUCCAAACCGGCAAGGAAGUAGGCAGACUAGUGAGUACAAUGUAUAAUGAUGUUAAUAUACAGCUAAUGACGCGUGACUCUUCUUUUGACAAUCACAAGAAAUGCACUGUACCUAGAGCUGGCAACAUGAAUUCGUGCAACCCGUUCUAAAGGUGAUUUUACACGAGACGAUUUGCAACGACAAUUUUUAGCCCAACAAUACAAAGCGUUGCAAUGUUGGAGCAAUGUUGUGACCAUUCGAAACAGUGUCGUAACAAUGUUGUAAUGCUGUGUUGCACUAAAAAUCGUCGUGGCCGAUCGUCCCAUGUAACAUCACCUUAAGAGCGAGAACAUAUGCAACUCAGUGGUGACCAGAGCGGAAAAAUAUGCACGCAUGUUUCCAAGCGCGGGAAAAUAAAAUAAUCCGGCCUUUUUUUUACAGGUCGGUUGCAUGGAUGUAUUUUGUUUUAUACCUGCAACGGGAGAAAAAAGGAAGUGAAGGCCAGCUUGACCGACGUCAUUUUAGAAAGAUUUGCCUACGAACUGCCUGAUGAGUUUAAUCGUGGUAAAGACAGUCCUCAAGACAGGCCUCGUCUAGUGACUUACGGCAAACCUAAUCGUGUCAUUUUAACAAUGCUAACUAUGAGCUCUAGUCUGAAUAUCUUACUCAGUAUUAUCUGUUUAUAGGAAUGUGACACAGCUAACAGAGUAACCUGUGUUGAUCUUGAUAUAUUUAAUCCUGAUGGCAAGCAAGAGUCUGUGUGUUUACAGUGUCCCCUCGGGACCGCCGGAGACGGCAAAGAAUGUAGAGGUAAAUAAGGCUAUAUCUCUACGAUACCGGACAACUCAAGCUAAAGUUGAAAUUUGCCGGUUUGAAUCGUAAACGCUGCAGCAUGUCUGUUGCCUUGAGUUACGUAUGUUUGUUUCGCUGUAAUUUUUUUUGUCUUUCUUUCCUUCUUUCUUUUUUUUUUUCACCCUUCUUACCACAGUAUUGGAGACCUUUUGAUUCGAGGACGGGAACGACCACGAGUACGAGAUUUGACUGAAAUAUUUUUCGCGUAUUCUUCAAAACACCGACACCCCGGAAAGCUUCAUUGUAAUUUCCGAAACGUUAGCACUGUUAUCUCUAUUCAUGGAGAAGGUAAGGCCCUCUCACGAUCGCAAAAUAAUAAAACUUCUAACAUGUGAUAACUUGUUUCCAUCACUACGACAUUCUCGCUAAAAGUCGUAGUAGAAUGACUAUGGCUAUCACGUUUUCGCGCCAAAACGGAUGCUGGUUCACGCGCGAGCUCUACCUAGUAUAGAGAAAAUCUCGUACUCUUAAUCGUUCUCGUCUUAAAAUGUAAAGGUUUCUUAUAAAAACAGUGUGCUAUCCACGAACGUUGACAUCUGUUGUGUCUCAAUUCUUUCAAGUUGUGGCCUCGAAGCUCCCGGAAUUCGAUCGAGUGCCCCCUGUUAAAACAGAAGUCAAGGCCCAAGAGGUGAUUAAUCUGCGUUGUCGUUCCAAACCCCCGCUGAUACUUCCAACCCUAAAAGACUGGCGUAAAGACGGUCAACCUCUCCUUGAGCUGGCUAAGAACUCCAGUCGCAUUAGUACGAGCUCAGGAAAUCUGCUCAUUAGAUCUGCCACAAGAGAAGACAGCGGUAAUUACACCUGUACCCUCGUCAAUACUGAAGGAAACGUUACAAGCAACGUGUCCGAGGUUAUUGUAAAAGGUAAAAUUUUCAACCUGCUUACUUUUUCGAUUUUUAUUAAGAACAUUCUGUGAGCAGUUUUUUUCUUCUCAGUGGACGUAGACUGCGAGCAAAGCUCUGAGACUCCAUCCCGUGAUUUGAGAAUCAGUAGGCCAAGGCAGUACACACAUUGUAAUUUUCUAUAAACAUCUCCCUCUACCUACACACUAGUCUCCCACACAUUCGUUUUUGGAAUUGUACAGACGUUUGUAGGGCCGGCCGGGAGGGGGGAGGGGGGAGGCGGGGGGGAAGUUCGUGCCACCAAUCAUACAAACGUCUGUAAAACGUCUAGACUGUACUUUGUGGAGCACUAACUUCGCUUGUUUUGGAGUAUCACCUUUACACUGUAAUUUUAAUGCGCUAUUCCCAGCAGUGUCGAUGGAUAUUCGCUUACUGUUCUUUAUCAAAAGUGGAAAAAAACUGAGGAAGGGCCCAUUUAGCAUUAACUACAAUUACAUAAGGCAGGAGCAUCGGGGGGGGACUGUUCUGAAUUUCAAACUUGUUUAAUGCAUUACAUCUAUGUUUAUGUUUUGUUUUUGUUUUCUUCUUUUAAUUUGAAUUUUGCAGAGGCGCCGCGGAUCAUCGGUGUCUCUUCAGCGGAUGUUAACAGAGGUGAUACUGUGAACUUGAGCUGUGUCGUGUCCAGUUUCCCAGGGUCCAACAUCACGUGGAAGUUUAAAGGGAAAAGCGUCUUUGCCUCUCCUCAGAAAUAUGUGUUGUUAGAUAGCGUGUACACGCUAAGGAUACUAAGCGUGCAGUUCGAGGAUGCUGGGCUGUAUGAAUGCACUCUUGUUAAUGAGCUGGGAGAGGCAAGAGCCAAUGCGUCGCUUGUCGUUGGAUGUAAGUAAUCAUUGUGGUUAUCGUUAGCAUAAACAUUAUGGCCUCUACUUUUGUGGUUCAUUAGAGAGCUUUAUCAAAGACGUUUUAAGCGACGCACAUCAAUCAGAAAUGAGGCCUUUUCCCUUUCAAUAUGCCUUGACGCUACUAAAUUUAUAUUGCUGUGUGUCUUCAGUCUUAUAGAGACGAUUUGCCCGAAAAAUUAGGCAAAACCACUGCCUAAGAGUACAAAACGUGCAAUUACUGUCGACGUGCGUCGCUUGAAAACGUUUUUGCUUAAGCUCCCUAUGUACAUAGAAGUUAGUCAGUUCCAGGCUCUCAGAUGGUGGGGAAGACGCGAAAGUGUAUGGCGCGAAUCCCCCUCUCCCCACUUUCCUCCCGUUUUCUUUUUUUUGUUCAAGCUUUCUCAAUUCCGCGGGCCCGACUACCUCGGAACCUGGAACAGGCUACAUAGAAGUAAAAUGUAGCCCUCAUUAUCGGCGAUUUGUCGGCGAUUCUAUUGACCAUUUUGUGCCAUCACUAAGACUGGCUGAAAGGUAGGGAAGCCAGUCUAAGAAAAUGCCAAAUGAUGAAACAGAGUAGCUAAAAAAAAAAUCGCAGCAGUGACAUCGCGACCAUUUUUGAUUACAAUAGGCCACCAUUCUACAGUUACAGUCGAAUCUCUCGUAAGCGAUCACCUGGUAAAUUCGAAAGAAUGACCGUAACUAGAGCUGGUCGCUUACGAGAAAGAGUUCUCGUACGCGACUGCUCAGUAAAACAAUAGGGGGUGGUCGCUUGCUAGAGCUUAAUAACUCGUGGAGAGAGAGAAAAAAAACGAAAUUAAUGUUUAAUGAGUGUCUUUAAACCUGAUAUGGACACGGCUAAACUUAGACCAUUACUGCAGUGUGCAGUUUCGUUAUAGUGUUAUGAAUAAAAUUCUGAGUGGUCGCUUACGAAGGCUGAAAAAUAAAGAGAAAGUCCAGUUGGAUAAUCCCAAAAGUGGUCGCGGUCGCUUAUGGGAGCGGUCGCUUACGACAGCUUUUCAUUACAAAGUUGAAGUCAUAGUUCAAACGGGGUUUUACGAACUGAAGGUGGUCGUAACUAGAGCUGGUUGCUUAAGAGAGUGGUCGCAAGGAGAACUUUGACUAUAUUUACAGUGCUUAUUGCCCUGACCUUUGACCUUUGAAUAGAAGCGAGGCUGAAGGUGGCCAACCUUCCUGUUUCAUCACAUGUAAAUGAUGAUGUUCACGGGCUUGUCAAUAUAAGAAUAACCCGAUUCGUAUAUGAAAAGUAGGAAAGUUUUUAACAAAUCCUUGUCACCCACAGCCUCGCUUCUAUUCAAAGGCCAAGAUACUGAGCAGACAAAUGUAAAAAUUAAUGACCUAAUGAUCCCAAAGCUAGUUCUUGCUGAGGCACAAGUUGUUAUUAGCGUAAUAUCUCAGCUACUUUCUAAACUUUAAGCUCUUCGAAAGCCUUGUAAUAUGAAGUUUUAGUAAAAUCCAGCUAGUAGUCUAUUAUCAAUGCUGCGUUUUGAAAGGUUGAGCUACUACUAGGCUAUAUGUUAUAGCCUACUAGUAACGAAAAGCGCACUCUUUUUGGCGGCGAAAAAGGAUUUAAGUCUAGCUUUAACUAGCUAAAAAUUUUUUAUUCUCGAUAUUUUUGACCAACUAGUUGGAUUUUACUAAAACAAUUAUUCCUCUCGCCCUCAUGGCCUCUGAGUCAAUAGCCCAUUCGGCCUUCGGCCUCAUAGGCUAUUGACUCGGAGCCCAUUCGGGCUCAAGGAAUAAUUGUUAAGUAGUCACCACUUCAAAGAAGCAAGAAGGAAACUGGAACCGAAAUGCGUUCCGCAAUUGUUUCUGGGAUUGUUACUGGUGACGUGCCGGUCAGCUACUGGCCAAUUUUGUUCCCCUGUCCCUAGUAACAGUCCCAGAGGUCUUUGCGAACGUUAAUUCGGUCCAGUUUCUUUUUGGUUUUGAAAGUGGUGGAUCGUUAUGUAAACUCCUCUACUUUCUCCAGUAGGCGUAUUGAAUUAGUUUAUCACGUGAUCAACUUUCGGUAAACACGAAAACAGUUCCCUUUUGAAAAAUUUUGUUAGCACAAGCUGAAAGAGCAUAUUAAAAUUAGGCAUACGGAGAGAGAUAUAAGGCUGAAAAUUUACAGGUUACCGAAUUUUAAUAUGCGGUUUCAGCUGGUGCUAACAAAAUUUUUCAAAGGCGAACUGUUCUUGUGUUUACCGAAAGUUGAUCACGUGAGGAACUAAUGCAAAAGGCCUAUCGUUUUGUUGUAUUUCCUCUUUCUUCAGUGACAGUUGACUUCCUAAUUUUUCCACCAAAUUCUAAAGUGGCCAAGAAAGGUGCUGAUGUGACUCUUGACUGCAAGGUAAAAGGCUUUCCGCAGCCGCAGUUAGUGUGGAAGAAAGAUGGAGAAUUAUUGACGAAUACCAGUCGAGUGUCGGUCAUAACUGACGUCGCAAAUAAAUCCUUUACGACAAGUAGGCUACAGAUCCGGAGAUUCACCAAAGAAGACGUCGCUGUUUAUUCAUGUAUUUCUUGGAAUCGUGGAAGUGUUCGCUUUACACAGACACGGGUUUUGUUAACUGGUGAGUCCCUCUGUUAUUGUUACUAGAAGAGCGUUGUCCCCAAGUUGGAAAUCCCUGUUAGGUGGUUGACUAGGUUCGUCGGGUUUUUCCUAGUUAACUACAUGUAGCCUAAACAGUCCAUAGGGUGGGAAAUUCUCUCUAAGGCAGACAACAGACCAUUUUAAGCAGAUGUUUAUUUAAUCAUAUAUAUGUGCUCGCUGACCAAUAUUCUAAAGGAAUUUAAAACAGGCGAUAGCAACGAUGACGUUGUUUGUAAAGUGCCUUCGCGUUCUUUGAAAUUUAUGGCAGUUAUUUCAUUUGGCUCAGUUGGUCAAAUGUAUAGGCGAGUUUUCCUAGCUUUGAGUUUUCAGGCAGCACAUCAAAGUUGAAAGAGAGAACAAUUUGUCAUCGAGUGUUUGCAUGCUCUAUAAUACGUCACUUCUUGAAGUUUUACCUGUAGUCCUACAGUGACGGCGAAGAGGUGUAAAAAAAGCAUGAUGUAUACAUGUAUGCAGAGGUGUUGGUUUGGUUGUUGAACCUAUUGCUGUUUUGACGUUCCCAUUGCCUUUGCCGUCGUGAUUGCUGUAACUCCCUAUUAUCCAGUACGUGCCUUAUUUUAACCUUCCGCAGCACAAACACCGUACACUAACAGUAACAAAAAAGUGAAGAAAUAAAUAAACGUUUUUUUAAAAAACUUUAUCUAACCCUGAUCUGAAUAUAAGGUAAGAGCAAAAGCAGCUGUUCUGUAUAUUUGAAACAGAGAGAACUGGAUCUAGAACCAGAAAGCUCAGAAAAAAUUCCGACCUCCCGAUGAAAUGUGAACUCACGACCCUUCGAGGUCUUGAUCGAAUGCUCUACCACUGAGCUAGUGGAGACUCUAUCAUGUGCACGGUCGACAUUUGAUUAAUUAUGCACCAGCGGUAGCUGGGCUGUACUAGUAGUUGGGGUUACUGCACUUGGGCAUUGUACAACUCCUUGAAGUUUUUGCUCGUUAUCGUAGUGGAUAUGAAAAUCAGAAAUGAGUCCUACACUGCUCACUCUCUGACCAUCACUCUUAUUCUUUUUCUCUAAAGAAAUCGACACUUGUUUGGUGGUUCACGUAUUUCUAAGUAUCCAGUUAUGGAGCAGUAGCCAACUAGACCAACAUUUUUUGAGUUUAUUUUUGCUGGUUGCAAUUGUAUUUAUUGGUACUGGUUUUUCUAUUUUAGGUCCGCCCAUGAUCAUUAGGGCGCCAGAAGACAUCUCAGUCCUUUCAGGAACCAACGUUAGUUUCUUCUGCCGCGGUAUUGGCUCGCCAACACCACAGCUCACGUGGUUGAAAAACUCCAAGACCAUUCAGUCAUCCAAACGGAUACUGAUUGAUGAUAGGGAGGGUGAUGAAGGGAAUCUCAAGAUCUUCUCUGUAACCGUUGACGAUAUAGGAACGUACACAUGCGUUUAUGAGAACGCUAAGGGUGAAGACAGAAGGUCGGCGGUGCUCAUUGUGGACGGAGUUCAUCCGGAGCAAGGUAAGUUUGGGGUCAACCUGCACCGAUUCCAAACAACGUUUGUGGUCGGUUGGGAAAACAAUAGGGAUGGUGACAUAACAAUGCCUCUAUCCCUGAAAACAAUAGGUUGUGCAGGUUAUAGGGACCAAUGAAAUGCUAGGUUUGGAAGGGUGCUGGUUAAUAGUAAGUUUGGAGCGAAAGGGCGAGCGUGUUUCUGUAGGGAAGUAGUUAUAUCAGCAGCGAUAGUAACGCUAUGAAGAUAGUCAUUGGCAGUCCUAACAAAAACCAAUUUACUUCGACUUGGAACGUUUAAUAAAACCAGCUGCUGGAACACCUUAAUCUGAUGCACCAAUUUUCAACCGGUCGACUGGAAAAUUUGUCCGGUUCCGUGUGAACGUUGCCUUAAGUUUUGCACUUGGCCUAUUACUUUUUCCCCUCUCGAAAUAGCCAUUUUGAGUCGGCGUGCGAGAUGGGUCUUCGCUUUGUCGAAUGGCACUAACCGACUGUUUUGAGCACGCUAUCGUUCUAUUUUGACGGCUAUUGCGAUGUUGCGCAGGAACCAAAAUUCGUCACCCAAAUUCGUCCCAAAACAGUCCCACAGAGAAACUCGGCACAACUCUGACCCAGUCUCUCGUGCUAGCUCAUAAAGACCCACGCUUAAUUUUGUUUAACUGUGUUUAUUUCAUGUGUCAAUCAUUUUAGUGUCACCUGCACCCCCUCAAGCGUCCAAGAAAGGCAUCUCAACGGGCGCCAUCAUCGCUAUUGUGGUAAUUUUAGUUGUCGUCGUCAUCGUUAUAACUGGUAUUGUCUUGUACAAGUACUGUCGCACUAGAGACCAGUCCUUCCAGUUCGCCGUGGACGGGGAGACCCUAAGACCUACUCUUCGCAACCGUAUGAGGAAAGUGGUCGGCAAAAAGAACGCGUCUAAUAUGUACUACAAUCAUAGCUCAGAAGAGAUUAACUUCGACGACAGUAAACCGUUCGUGGAUCACGAUGAGCUUUGAGGGACAUCACGUUAGGCCAGAUUAUAUAUAAACUUUUUCGCUGGCUUUCUGCUAGGAAGACGUUCUUGGAUUAGUUAAGUCCUGGAUUCUCAAGAAGUCAAGACCUUUGGGUGAGAAUAAGUAAUUAAUCGUAAGCGAAGAACCUUUCCUGCUUACUAAACUUACUAAACUAUCCUAAAAUCGUCGGAAACGCUCGUUUGACAUUUAGAAAACACUUGGACGGUUGAUGGAGACUUCUUUUGUUAGCUUAACCCGCAGGUCCACACUUUGGAAGUUCUGUUAACGGUUAAUGUCCCUUUACAUUGUUUUGAAAACAUUUUUUUUUCUUUAAAUGAAAGAAAAGAAGGUCAAUGAAGUGGAAAAGGAUAUGGUUACUAACAAUAACGACGUACUGUUUCACUUCAGUGCAACAAUAAUGACCCGUUGUUCUAAAACAGUGGAAAGGUGAUUUAGAUUGGUUAAUGCUUGAGCUCCUCAGCCAUUUUAAGUACAAUAAGUUUACGCUCCGCGCAAGGUGAAUAUUUUUAAGAUGGCCUCGAUGCUCAGGCAUUAUUCUAUAAAUAGAUAGCCUGAAAAAAAAGCCUACAUUUUUCGACACCACCACUGGUUUCCUAGCGAAAUGACGUCUGAGAAACGAGCGCAGAAAUUCCAUACUGAUAACAGGUCACUACCUAGAUCUGGCAUGUGUGGGGGAUUUUGAUUGGCCGAAGGAAAUUUCCCACGCGGUACGACCAAUCAGAAGCAAUACCCAGAUUUUUGUAUUGACACGUCAUCAGUAUGGAAUUUCUGCACUCGUUUAUCAGACGUCAUUUCGCGGGGAAACCAGUGGUGGCGUCUUGAAGUGUCAGCUGUUUACUUAGGCUAGCUACGCGCAAAGACAAUAUUUUUAAGAAGACCUCGGUGCCCAGGAGUUAAUCCAUAAAUAGAAAGUAUCUUUAGAAUGUAAUGACAGUAAUGAUUUUAAUCCCUGGUCAGGCUAGCUUCCAUACAUACAUUUUCAUUCGUAAUCCAGUUAGCGUGGUGUUCGGCUUUUUAGUUUAGUAGAAAAUCUAGCAUAAUAGUAAAGUUCUGGAACCGAAAACAGACAAAUAGGCCAUUUCCGAGUUCCAAAAACUCUCACUUUCAAAACAAGGCUACGUGAACAGCUUUUCUUGUUUCAUGAAAAUAUAAAAUCAUUUUCAUUUUAAUGGUUUUCAACUUUGUCUCGCAUUGAAACAGAGGCUUGGCGAAAAUCGGAAAUGACCUAUUCAAUGAAUAUUUAUUCCUGUUGUCUGUGACAUUUUCGCCUCUGAUUUCGCUAGUGAAAGAUAUCGAAGGCGAUCCGUCCUUUAUUCAUCCUCGGUGGAUCCAGAAACAGUUACUUGUUCUCUUAAUAGAGUUUGAGUGCGGUCAUCUUGUUAUGGAUUUAUUUGUGUCCUAGCCUGAAAAAACAACCGACAUUUCGCUAACCACCUUCGGUUUCUCCGCGAAAUGACGUCUGAGCAACAAGCGUAGAAAUUCUAUACUGAUGACGCGUCACUACCAAGAUCUGGGUAGUGCUUCUGAUUGGAUAGAGCAAAGUUUCAACCAAUCAGAGGCACUACCCAGGUCUUGGAAGUGACGCGUCAUCAGUAUGGAAUUUCUGCGCUCGUUUCUCAAAUGUCAUUUCGCGGGGAAACUGAAGGCGGCGUCCAGAAACGCUGGCUGUUUUCUCAAGCUAUUUGUGACCUCGCACUUUCUUUUUCUGCUAAGAUGUAAAACAGCAAAAAACACCAAAAGGAAACCUUAAAAGUCACCCGAAAACUCAGAACAGCUGUUACUUUGUGUCAACAAUUAUAUGCUUCCAUUUACGUCUACUCUUGCGCCUUCAUGGCUGUUUCACUGGUCAGUAUCAAGAGAGGAUAAAGCUCAUUUCUUGUCAGUAUCUAUUCUUUGUAUUUGUAAGUCGUUCGAUCGCGCCAAAUAUGGCGUGCAACGCGCACUUAGGAUUAGUGCAUUGAAGGGAGGAAGUGCCCUCAUGAUAACGAAAUUGCGCGUUUGUUAUAACGUUGUUAUAAUUCCUAUAGACGACGUGUAGAAUACGAAAGUAGAGAAAGAGUAUCCCCGUAAGUGGAUUAGUUGGGAGCUUUAGCAACGACGACAGCGACGGCAACGAGGACGUCAAAAAAGCAAUAGGUUUAUUUAUUACGCAAAACAACAACUUUACACGUGCAUCACGCUGUUUCGUACAUUUCUUUACCGUCCUUGCACGACUACGACGUGAAAAUUCCUAAUUGCAAGUUUUAUGAAGGACGUAAACAAGCGACGACGAAUCUCUUUCUCUCUCUGAACUUGAGUGCGGGCCUCAAGAAAUCAACUCCAGGGAAAUUUCGCCUACACUUACCAUUUUCAGCAAAUUGGAAUAAACUCGACAAAGAUUGAAAAAACGGGAAUUCAUUUUAAAACGGACGUUUUCGCUGCCGUUGCCGUCGUCAAUGCUAAAGCUCCCAAGUAAAGGCACGCGGGGAGGGGGAAGGGGGGAGGGGAGAGGUAGUAAAUAUAUUUGUUAGUAUAACUUUCAUUCAUUAAUGGUACAAGUUGAGUUAUGGUCAAUAAUCAUAGGCCAGCCUACCAAGGGCUAAAAAUGUGUCGUUUACUUUAUUGGUUCAGAAGCACAAGUCUUCAACGAAAACAGUGCCUUCUUAGAGGCCAACUAACCAUGUUUUGUUGACGACCUAGACAUACUCUUAUAUGAGUCUAACGUUCUAUUGUCUCAUUAACUCUAUCAUCUACUAGCCUGAUUCUCAGACGUCCGAUGAGGGAAGCGAAGGGACCGCGAACGACCUCGGACGUCUGAGAAUCAGGCUAAUCAUGUACGCGAUAUUUCUGUUAAUUGGGUGUGGUGUAUACUAUGAUGCGAUUUUUGCGUGACCUUAAAAUGAUUACCCAAGAACAAAACAAGAAACGAACGCCGCAGUCAUUAGAACCAACUUUCGAGGAACCAAACAAUACUACGCUUUGACGUCAUUCUUUAUUCAGAAAUAUGAUUGGACAAUCGAAUGAUGCUUUUUUUUUUUUUUUUUACUAUUUUACGGUUUUCUUUGGCAGGACUGACGACAAGCCUUGCCUGAUAAAACAACUGAAAAACACUUAUUCAAGGUCAUAUGAAAAUUGCUCUGUACACUAUGUGAACAAUUAUCUAUGGUAAACCGAUUUCGGUAUAAACACAAUGUUGUAAUCAAUGUAUUACCGGUACUCGAUAGUAAUAACACUAAUGAUGAGAUUGUAUCUCAAGCAGAAUUUUGCCUCGCGAGGCUUUGUCAACAGGAUGUCUAAUUUUUGAGCCUUUGCUAGAAACUCAAGGGUUUGACCAUUCAAUCAGAAACCUCCUCAGUGGUACGCUCAUGUGGUACUAUUUGUGUCUUCUUCUGUUUUCUGUUAAGUGUUUGGGGGGUUCUUCGGACAUCUUCGGCAAUGGUCGGACCUCUUCGUUAGUCUUCGGAAAUUUUCGACAGUCUUCGGGAAUCGUCGGUAGCCUUCGGAAAGCGUCUGAAACAAUCUGGAAUUGUCGUAAAAUGGCCGAGAACUCCUUGAUAUACUAAACAAAAUGAUAUUGGCCUUUUUGGAGCCGUUUUUGCUUCUUUCUGAAAAAAAAAUUUACUGUUUCAAGGAACUUUAUACUGUUAGAGUUAAAAUGCCUAAAAUUUAACUGUUUCAUGUUACAAAGCCAAAAAAUGAAGUGUUUAGUGUUAUCGAGGUACUCCCACGUUAAGACCCUGUUAAGAACCUUCCUCCCCCCGGCCAACCUUUAUUAUACUUUAUUAUAGGUUGUUUUCCCAUACAAAUCCUUAUAUUUCGAAUGUUACACAACAAUACCGACGUUCGCCGA
Porites evermanni is the source of this 31219-nucleotide messenger RNA. The record is from the annotation of a GenBank genome assembly. Lineage: Eukaryota; Metazoa; Cnidaria; Anthozoa; Scleractinia; Poritidae.